AUGAGGUUGCAGAAUGAUGGUUUUACAUAUAUGAUUGAUGUGGAUGAGGAGUUGAGAUUGAGGAAUGUGUUUUGGGCUAACGCACGUAGUCGAGCAGCGUAUGAGUAUUUUGGAGAUGUGAUCACAUUCGAUACGACAUACCUAACCAAUAGAUACAGUAUGCCAUUUACUCCAUUUGUUGGGGUAAAUCACCAGUCUAUACUGUUAGGGGCUGGAUUGCUUUCAAGCAAGGACACAAGUACUUUCGUGUGGUUGUUUCAGGCAUGGUUAGAAUGCAUGAAUGGUCGUGCUCCAAAAAUGAUCAUUACUGACCAAGAUCGAGCAAUAAAGAGUGCUAUUGCUCUGAUAUUCCCAGACACACAAUUUGAGAUGAAGUGGGGGCAACUUAUUCAGAAGUAUGGACUUGGUGAUAAUGCAUGGUUGCAAGGGUUGUACAACGAGAGGUCGUUCUGGGUACCGAUGUACCUUAAGGGAGUAUUUUGGGCUGGUAUGAGCACAACUCAGAGGUUUGAAAGUAUAAAUGCUUUUUUCGAUGGGUUUGUGCAUUCUGAUACCACGUUAAAAGAAUUUGUCGAUCAAUUUGACAAUGCGCUCAGGAAAAAGAUGGAGCUCGAGACGACAACUGAUUUCAAUUCCUCCAACCAAACCAUCCCAUGUUCAUCGGAUGGUUGCAUUUCAACCUAUGAUGUUUUGGAUGAAAUUACCACUGAUAAUGACCAUGUCAAGAGCAUGAAGUACAUAGUUUACUUUAACCAGGAGGAAGUUGAUGUUAAAUGCACAUGUGCGUUAUUUGAGAUGAGGGGGAUUCUCUGUAAGCAUGCAUUGAACGUUUGCCAGAUGAAUAAGAUUCAUGCAUUGCCGGAUAAGUAUAUCUUGGAUCGAUGGAGAAAGGACUUAAAGAGGAGAUAUACAGUGGUAAAAAGUAGCUAUGACGACUUGCGACAGAGUGUGGACUCAAGAAGGUAUGAGUUCGUGGUUAAACGAUGCCUCACUUGGGCAACCCGUGUUUGCCCAAGUGAUGACCAUGUUACUACAUUCAUUUCCCACUUGGAUGAAUUUGAGAAUAAAUUUAAAGGAUUAACACUUGAGUCCGGUUCAAGUAAGGUAAAAGAGACUAUGGUCACGGACAAGGGUAAGAAAAUCUUAAGCCCCCACAUUGUUCGAGGGAAAUGGAGGCCACCAACGAAAAGGAAGGUUCCGCUUGUGGAGAAAGCUGCAACAAAGUGA
Carya illinoinensis is the source of this 1227-nucleotide messenger RNA. RefSeq names its product protein FAR-RED IMPAIRED RESPONSE 1-like. The coding region runs from base 1 to 1227 and encodes 408 amino acids. Gene Ontology annotation, biological process: regulation of DNA-templated transcription. The record is from RefSeq and is a predicted model, not a curated record. NCBI's taxonomy places the organism in Eukaryota, Viridiplantae, Streptophyta, Magnoliopsida, Fagales, Juglandaceae. The transcript has 3 exons. Gene Ontology annotation, molecular function: zinc ion binding.